AUGGCAGUCUCCUUCCUAUGUUCAUCAAUGGUCUGUAUUCUGCUACUGUUCUUCUUCACCACUCAAAUUUUAGCCCAGGCAACACAAUCGAACUCGACCACAAGCUUUUCAUGUGCAGUAGAUGCACCAUCUUCAUGUGAAACAUAUGUAUCUUACUUUGUGGAGUCUCCAGGGUAUAUGAACCUGGAAAACAUAUCUGAUCUAUUUGGGGUCAGUGUCUCAUCAAUUGCUCAGGCCAGUAAUCUAGCUUCUGGUUACACAGAUCAGACCCGAUUGGUUCCAGGCCAACUCUUACUAGUACCUAUCACCUGCGGUUGCACUGGAAACCGAUCUUUUGCAAAUAUCACUUAUCCGAUCAAGCAUGGAGAUAGUUACUAUGUGGUUUCGGUCUAUACAUUUGAAAAUCUCACCAACUGGCAGUUAGUGCAAGAGAUGAAUCCGACUCUGACUCCCAGCCUCUUGCCGGUUGGUGUCAAAGUGAUUUUCCCUUUGUUCUGCAAAUGCCCCUCGAAGAUGUACUCAGAGUUAGGAAUUCAGUAUCUCAUGACUUAUAUAUGGCAGACCAAUGAUGACAUCUUUAGAGUGAGUGCCAAGUUUAAAGCUUCAACAUUUGAAAUCUCAAAAGCGAAUAACCUGCGGAGCUUCAACAAUGGAAGUGCAGUAGUGGGACAACCGGUGCUGAUACCACUGACAAACUUGCCUGCUAUUUCCCAAUCCCUGCCCCUUCAUGAAAAAUCCACCCACCGGUUGAUGCUCAUUGUCAUCAUAUGCUUGGGAGUUGUUCUAUGUGCUGCUUCCCUGUUGGUGAUUUAUGUGCUGUACACUCGGCGUCUGCGCAGGAGACAGAAGCUUUUGAAUGGUAAGAGUUUAUCUGUGGAGACUGCUGAAUGGUUCCGUAUGAAAGAAGCAAAAAGUGAAGAAAAGAUUGAGCUGAAGUUCAUACAAGGCAAGCUUCUUCGUGGAGUUUCAAGCUAUCUAGGAAAGGCAAUUCUCUAUGAUAUCAAUACAAUUAUGGAGGCAACCAUGAAUCUCAACGAUCAUUGUAGGAUUGGAGGUUCUGUAUACAGGGCAGUAAUUGAUGGUAAGGUCUUGGCUGUGAAGAAAACCAAGGAAGAUGUCACUGAGGAACUAAAUAUCCUGCAGAAGGUAAAUCAUGCAAAUCUGGUGAAACUAGUGGGCAUCUCAUCCGGGAUAGAUGGGGAUCGCUUCUUGGUAUAUGAAUAUGCAGAAAAUGGAUCACUUGAUGAAUGGUUGUUCUAUAAAUCAUCAACCAAUCUAAGUUCCGGGGCAUUCCUCACAUGGAGUCAGAGAUUAAGCAUAGCUCUAGAUGUCGCCAAUGGCCUGCAAUACAUGCACGAACACAUACAACCGAGCAUUGUCCACAUGGAUAUAAGGACAAGUAACAUACUUCUGGACUCGAAAUACAAAGCCAAGAUAGCAAACUUUUCCAUGGCUAGAACAUCUGCAAACAGUGUUACACCAAAGGUGGAUGUCUUCUCCUUCGGUGUCAUUCUGUUGUCUUUGCUUUCAGGGAAGAAGGGCAUGGAAACGACAAAGAAUGGUGACAUCAUUAUGUUGUGGAAGGAUAUCAGGGGGGUUUUGGAAUCUGAAGAGAAAAAGCAUGAGAAGCUGAGAGCAUGGAUGGAUCCAACUUUGGAGAGCUUUUAUCCUAUUGAUGGUGCUUUGAGCUUGACAGCCUUGGCAAGUGCAUGCACACAGGAAAAGUCGUCAGCAAGACCAAGCAUGGCAGAAGUUGUCUUUAACCUCUCUGUUCUUACUCAUUCAUCAGCUGAGUCGACUAUGGAGAGGUCUUGGAAUUCUGUAUUGGACGCAGAAGAAAUUCUUCAAACUAUCAGUCCUAUCACAGCUCGCUGAUUCGAUGUCAGGAAUCUUGUAGAGCAAUCUGAUGUAUACUUCUAUAUACAGAGUCCUGUACUUCAAUGUACAAAACAACUUUCAUUUUGUUCCUUCGUGUAGUUUUUUCUGUGCAUUAGCGAGUUAUACUGUAUUCUUGAUAGAAAGGGAU
Messenger RNA from Argentina anserina (silverweed cinquefoil), 2026 nucleotides. Its product is annotated as serine/threonine receptor-like kinase NFP. Lineage: Eukaryota; Viridiplantae; Streptophyta; Magnoliopsida; Rosales; Rosaceae. Gene Ontology annotation, molecular function: ATP binding; protein kinase activity. The record is from RefSeq and is a predicted model, not a curated record. Gene Ontology annotation, biological process: protein phosphorylation. Bases 1 to 1875 code for a protein of 624 amino acids. The transcript has a single exon.